GUGGCGCCGUAUGGCCAGCAGGGGAUGGGGGGCUACAGCCAGCAGCAGCAACAGCAACAGCAGCAGCAGACGGGGCAGCAGGGAACCCCUCCGUACUUCAGCCCCCCUCAGCAGACCCCUCCAGGCCCGACCCAAAGCCCCUACCUACAGCCUCGACCACCACCACAACAGGAGGUCCAGCAGGAGAACUACAGCACCAGGGGUCCUGCUCCAGGGAAUUCUGGGAAGGCCAACAAUGAAGAUGCUGUCUCCCAGGACCGCCCCUCCAGUCUGCCGGUGAGUGACAGACAGUUCAGACCACCA
Lates calcarifer (barramundi perch) is the source of this 303-nucleotide messenger RNA. Its product is annotated as forkhead box protein O-like. The annotation marks the transcript as partial. The record is from RefSeq and is a predicted model, not a curated record. The transcript is spliced from 2 exons. NCBI's taxonomy places the organism in Eukaryota, Metazoa, Chordata, Actinopteri, Centropomidae.